Nicotiana tabacum (common tobacco) is the source of this 1646-nucleotide messenger RNA. Its product is annotated as RNA pseudouridine synthase 7. Gene Ontology annotation, biological process: enzyme-directed rRNA pseudouridine synthesis. The record is from RefSeq and is a predicted model, not a curated record. NCBI's taxonomy places the organism in Eukaryota, Viridiplantae, Streptophyta, Magnoliopsida, Solanales, Solanaceae. Gene Ontology annotation, molecular function: RNA binding; pseudouridine synthase activity.
GUAAUAUUUGAAAUUACAGAAAAGGCUUAUUACUAAAAUGAACAUGAAGAGGAAGCGAGAGGAUAUGGAGAUAGUGUGGCAAACUCCCGCCAACCCACCCGAACGCCAUGACUACAUCUUCCGCAAUGGAAUACGCUAUGUCAGACCUUACUACUUCGAAUUCAUUUCUCAUGUGAAAGCCCGGUGGGCUGGGAAGACAAUUGUUGAUCUCUUCUCUGAAGAAUUUAAAGGGAGACCUCGUGAUUACUAUGAAUCUGCUGUUAAAUCUGGACGUAUACAAGUUGAUGGACAAAAGGUGCAUGUUUCAUAUGUAGUUCAGUCAUCACAAAAGAUUAGCCAUUUCUUGCACAGGCAUGAACCACCAGUGAUGUCGUGGGAUGUCGAAAUACUAUGUGAAGAACCAGAUGUGCUGACAGUUUGUAAGCCUGCUUCUGUUCCAGUUCAUCCAUGUGGACAAUACCGCAAGAAUACAGUUGUUGGUAUACUACAAGCUGAGUAUGACUUGGCACCUUUGUUUCCGGUUCAUCGCCUAGAUCGCUUGGUCUCAGGACUACUUAUCUUGGCUAGAAGUGCUUCUAGGGCUGACCUCUUCAGGCAACAGAUAGAAUCAGGAAUGGUGCAGAAGCAGUAUAUUGCGAGAGUGAUCGGAGUAUUCCCAGAUAAGCAGCAAGUUGUGAAUGCUAAUGUCAAUUACAAUGCUCGAGAAGGAAGAAGCACAGUUGAGGUGGGGGAUGGCCAGGGAAAUAGUACUGCUUCGCUGAAGGGAAAGACUGCCUGUACCAAAUUUACAAGGAUGAGUACCAAUGGGAAGCACAGCAUCGUUCUGUGUGAACCAGUGACUGGCAGGACACAUCAGAUACGUGUUCAUCUGCAAUAUACAGGACAUCCUAUAGCCAAUGAUAUGCUCUACCUGUCUGAACUUGUGUCUAAUCGUUCUGCUGAAGGAUUGAGUGCGGAUAGAGCUGCAGCUAAAUCAUGUUCUCCUCCAGAGCCCAUCUCUCUUGAAAAUGACACUAAUGACACGGCAAAUGACUCCAAUGAAGAUUUCAGCAUUGAUCCUGUGUGUACAAAUUGUCCAAAUCUUGCUCCGAAAGGGUAUGAGGGAAAUGAAGAGGGUCUAUGGCUGCAUUGUGUAAAAUAUUCCGGACCGGGCUGGAUAUAUGAAUGUCCACUUCCAGAUUGGGCAUCCCUAAGUUGAUAUGCUCUUUUAACAUUCAUUAUACGUCUGAUUUCAGAACUGUGUUAUGCUUUUGGUGCUCCGCCUCUUGUGCUUUGUUCAUUCUUGUGCAGCUGGAUGACAUGCGUCCUGGUAAAUUCCUGGAGUGCUGCGAAUGUGAUUGGGGAGGCACCCAUGUGGUGUUUUAGGUCUUCGUAUGAUGCAUGGUGUACCUUGAAUUUGGAUUUAUGGGAAGUUAGCUUUGGAUAACUUUCGAUCCCAACUGGUUUAUGAACAAGUGUUUUGCAGCAAUUGUUCCAGAAACAAUUUGUGGAAGUCGCCUGUGUUUGGCAGAGAUGAUUUUCUUUCACCAUGUUAAUAUUGGAUUACUCAGAAUCUACCCCCUUUAUUUGUACACCAGCAGUACGGAAUCUUUGGCAAUUAAUAAACGGUGGCUCAAAUGUCCCUAACGUUUGUUUUUUUGUUCAAA